Molecule: messenger RNA, 927 nt
Organism: Acytostelium subglobosum LB1
Lineage: Eukaryota; Evosea; Eumycetozoa; Acytosteliales; Acytosteliaceae
Exons: 2
Coding region: 1-927 (308 amino acids)
Source: RefSeq, a predicted model, not a curated record
AUGUUUAAAAAGGUAUUGGAUUCAGCAAAGGCAUCGAUUGUUGAGUUGGUCGAGGAACCAGAGGACAUCAAUGUUGCUAGAGCACAGAUCAAGAAUAUGAAGUGGAGCAUAAAGUUGUUGAUUGAGAACUCAAAGAACUACUGUCUCUUUGGAGACAAGUCAUUUCAACAAGCUACAGCUUUGGCAAAUAUAAUGGGAAGGUUUGGAGAGAAGACUUCGCAUACAAACUAUAUAUCAAAUCAGACUGUACCUUUGUCAGUGUCAUUGAUGGAGGUUGGAUCAUGUGUUAAGGACAGCGCACUGUUGUUCCAACAGUAUAAUAUCGGUUUCUACGAUCGUCUACAUAAUCAACUGAUGGCUAUUUACGCUGGCAACGUCAAGAAGGUGAUCGCUACCGAGACACAGCACGAUGAUAUGCGCUCCAAGUUCAGCGCAGCCGUUUACAACCUGAAGCACGCUCAAAAGUCUGGCAAGCAGGUGUCUGAGAAGCAGGCCGAGCACGACACGCAGAAGAUGCUGUACGAUCAGUCGUGCGCCAACCUCUUGUCUCAGGUCCACGAGAUGGUACGCUUCGUCCAGCGCGAGGUGGCCGUCGCACUCAGACAGUUUGUCGUGGAACAGAAGCGAUUCAUCGAUGAGGGCAUUCGCAUGUGGAUGGCCGCCGAGGGCAAGAUCUUUGGCGUCGAGUCGCCAACGUUUUCAUCACAGCACUCUGGCUUGGAGCCACCACAACCGUACCAGCCACCAAUCACACUGGACAAGAUGACGAUUGAGGAGCAAGACCAUCAUGAGCCGGCACCAUUCGAGCCUGUGCCCGAGACAUACGAGCAGAUGCAUCAAUCGGCUGGCGUACAGCAUCAAGAGACAUACUUGCCACCAACUCACGAACCCAAUCCAUUCGACGAUGCCAACCCAUUCGAAACAUAA